AUGGUCGGCAUUAUCGGCAUGGAGAUUUACUUCCCCCGAACUGCCGUGCGGCAAUCUGAGCUGGAGAAAUUCAUGGGUGAGAAGGAAGGGAAGUUCACCAUCGGCCUGGGACAACAAAACAUGGCCUUCUGCAACGAUCUGGAGGACAUCAACUCCGUUUGCAUGACAGCCGUUGCGAACUUGCUCGAGAAGUACAACAUCGCUCCGACUGACAUCGGGAGGCUGGAAGUUGGCACAGAGACUCUCAUUGACAAGUCAAAGUCCGUCAAGACCAGCCUGUGCCAGCUGUUCAACUCCCAUGGGAACUUUGACCUCGAAGGAGUUGACAACAUCAACGCUUGCUAUGGAGGAACGGCUGCCUUGCUGAAUACCAUCUCCUGGGUUGAGAGUUCUGCAUGGGAUGGACGCUACGGCCUGGUUGUUUGUGGAGACAUUGCAGUGUACGAGGAAGGUCCGGCUCGUCCGACAGGCGGGUGUGCGGCAGUCGCCAUGCUCAUCGGGCGCGAUGCUCCUCUUGCCAUGGGGUCGAUCCGUGCCAGCCACAUGGAAGACGCUUACGACUUCUACAAGCCCAAGUUGGACAGCGAGUACCCCACUGUGUUUGGACAGGAGAGCAACGUAUGCUACUUGCGCGCUCUCGAUGGUUGUUAUCGAAGGUUCGCAUUGAAGUACGAGAGCGCCAACAAGACUCCUUUCAACUUGGGACAAGUUGACUCAGUGGUGCUUCACUCCCCGUACAACAAGCUCGUCAAGAAGUCGGGGGCCCGCAUGCUCUACAACGACUUCCUCCGAAACCCCGACCUUCCAAUCUUCAAGAAGAACGGCGAGAAGAGGAGCUGGAGGAGAUACCUGCACACCUGCUCAUUCCCUCCUCUUAGGUACGCUGCCAAGGUCGAACCGUCCGUCCUGCUCCCUCAGGAGCUCGGCAACUCCUACACGGCCUCCAUGUACACAGGCCUCCUCUCCCUCAUCCACAACUGGCACAAGCCCAAGGCUGGGGCGCAAGUGGACACGGAAGAGCAGGCCAAGGGCAAGCGUGUCCUCAUGUUCAGCUAUGGCUCCGGUCUGGCCGCCACGCUCUACAGCAUCCAAGUGGCAGGAGCCACCGGCCACAUCGCGCAGGCAGCGAACUUGGAGGAGAGGCUGAAGGAGAGGAAAUUUGUGUCCCCGCAAGAAUUCACCGAGACCCUCAAGGACAGGGAGACAAAGUACGGGAAGUUCGACUGGUCGCCCGAGGGAGACCCUUCGGAGCUCUUUCCUGGAACCUACAGGCUGACUAAGGUGGACAAGCAUGGGAGGAGGUCGUACGAGCGAGUCCCCGUCUCUCCGUUCCGUGAGUACACACGAGCUGCGUAUAUCGACUACUCACCCGGAACUCUUGCAGGCACGACGAUCAAUUUUGGGAAGCAAGCGUGA
Molecule: messenger RNA, 1416 nt
Organism: Guillardia theta CCMP2712
Lineage: Eukaryota; Cryptophyceae; Pyrenomonadales; Geminigeraceae
Product: hydroxymethylglutaryl-CoA synthase
Exons: 15
Coding region: 1-1416 (471 amino acids)
Biological process (GO): acetyl-CoA metabolic process
Molecular function (GO): hydroxymethylglutaryl-CoA synthase activity
Source: RefSeq, a predicted model, not a curated record